CAACAAAAACACGAAGAAGAGAGGCGCCUCUGGUUUGGAAAUGGCUGCGGCGCUGUUUGCGAGGAGGCGAGCGAGAAGACAGAGAGAGCGACAGAGGAAAGAGAGGAUCUUCCACCAGAGGAUCACGCUCUUUCAGAUGCCAGAGAGCGACGUGAUUAAACUCUACCGGUUGCCGAGCCACGUCAUUUUGUCGCUUCUUGACGAGAUUAAAGAUGACAUGGAGCCGCGGACAAAGAGGAGCCACGCCAUCCCGGGGCUCACCAAACUCCUCGCCGCCCUGCACCUCCUGUCAUCCGGCUCGUUCCAGCGAGCCGUGACGCGAAAUGUGGGCAUAUCGCAGUCCGCUCUCUCGCCUGCGCUGUCCGCCUUCUUGAGGGCGAUGAUGCGCCGGGUCGGCCAGUACAUCCACUUCCCGCAGUCCCGGGAGGAGAUCAUGGAAACCAAGAUGGACUUUUACGCAGUGGCCGGAUUCCCAAAUGUGAUCGGGGCUGUGGAUGCCACUCACGUCCCCAUCACACCACCCUCUGAUGACGAGCAUGUGUAUCUCAACCGGGAACAGAGCUACUCAAUGAACAUACAAGUGGUCUGCAAUGCCAGGCAUGUAAUCAACAACGUGGUGGCCAAGUACCCGGGAUCCACGCUGGAUUCAUUCGUGCUACGACGCAGCAGGUUGUACGAGCUGAUGGAGGACCGGGAGGCCGGGAGAGGAUGGCUCUUGGGUGACAGUGCGUAUCCGCUGCUGCCCUGGCUGCUGACGCCGGUGUCCAACCCGACCACCCCGGCCGAGCAGAGGUACAACGCCGCCCAUUCCAAGACCCAAAACGUGAUCGAGCGCACACUCCGGGUCCUGAAGUCAAGAUUCCGGUGUUUGGACAAGACUGCGGGGAGUUUGCUGUACUCCCCCUCUAAAGUGUGCGAGAUUGUGGUGACUUGUUGCAUGCUACACAACCUGGCAUUACGCAGCGGCAUGCCGGUUGAGGUGGGUGCUGAGGGGGAUGAUGAACACCUUGGUGAUGGAGAAGGACUGGAGGAUGGAUGGGCCACGCAGAGGGAGGUCAUUAGAAGUUAUUUCAACUAACAGACAUUUAAUAAAAUCACAGUUUUCAAAUUCAAGUGUGUGCGCGUUUCCCUGCUAAUUGAAGGGGGGAACAGCUUGUAGGCCUGUGUGAAUAGACACUUCUAGUUUUUACUCCUUGCACCAAAGAGAAACCCGAUAUAUAACAGCUGCAGGCCUAUCGAACUUUAACCCUCCUAUUAUCUUUUGAGUCAGUUUAACCCCAUCGAGUCUUUAACAUCUCUAAAUACAUGAUUAAAGUUGUUUUUGCUUCAUAUUUAAUGAUUUUCCCAAUUUAAUGGGGACUUGGGAAAACAUAAAAUUAACAUGUUUUCAGUGUCCUGGACACAUGUAUGGUGUCACUUUGACCCCAUGUUUUAGCUCUAUAAAACAUGUAAGAAAUAUCAACAUUUUACAUAAACUUGGUUUAGUUUUUUUUGGAAGAGACUGAUGAACUUUAACAUGCCAUGUAUGAUCUUCAAAACACUUCCCUCUGCUUUAUGGCACAAACAUAACAUAAUUACACCUGUAGAGGGCGAACCAGUCCAGUUUAUUACAUUUGGGAGGAAAAAGUGAUUUCCACAAGAAUAAGAAGUGUAAAGGGGUGAGGUCAGGAUCUCUUGAAAGGGCUGUUUAGGUAGUAAAGAUGCACAAAGAACCUGACACAAACCUGGGUAACAAUUGCUAUUCUAAAAUUUUUUUGGAGAUUUAAAUUGCUGGAGCCAAAUUG
This is a messenger RNA of Myripristis murdjan (pinecone soldierfish), 1784 nucleotides long. Its product is annotated as putative nuclease HARBI1. The transcript has 2 exons. Bases 41 to 1078 code for a protein of 345 amino acids. The record is from RefSeq and is a predicted model, not a curated record. Lineage: Eukaryota; Metazoa; Chordata; Actinopteri; Holocentriformes; Holocentridae.